Molecule: messenger RNA, 5686 nt
Organism: Cynoglossus semilaevis (tongue sole)
Lineage: Eukaryota; Metazoa; Chordata; Actinopteri; Pleuronectiformes; Cynoglossidae
Gene: ibtk
Product: inhibitor of Bruton agammaglobulinemia tyrosine kinase
Exons: 29
Coding region: 723-4751 (1342 amino acids)
Biological process (GO): negative regulation of protein phosphorylation
Cellular component (GO): cytoplasm; nucleoplasm
Molecular function (GO): protein kinase binding; protein tyrosine kinase inhibitor activity
Source: RefSeq, a predicted model, not a curated record
CCCGAAAGUACUAGGUCUUUCCGUCCAACCUGCAGGGUUUUGGGAUCUUGUCAAAAAUUGCUUCAGCGGUCAAAGUGUGCAUUGAAGAUAAAAUGUCACAAUCUUUGCUCGUCGUUGAUGCAAGCUUCUCCAUUUGCAAUUUUUUCUUCAUCUAGCGGAAGGUUCACUCUACAAUUAUGGAGUUCUGAAAAGGAGUUUGAGAGUUUUGGGGGGAAAGGGAGCCUUUCCCCUCAAGUUUAAAGGUUGGACUGUUGGAUGACACUUUCAGGGGUUGAUCAAAUUGUUGCCUUUUGUAAAGUAGCCGAGAUAAUUCUAUUUUUGUAAACACGGAUAUGUAAGUUUUAGUAAAAUUUUUUUUUAUUUAUUUAUUGAAAUACUGAUGCCAAUGUAUGUUAGGUGCACCUUAAUUAUAUUUCAAACUUCUGUCAAAAUGGUUGACUGAAAAAGUCUCACAAAGGCUCUGGGGUCGCUAGGGUGCAGUGGAACCUCAACACAAGCACAAUUCUAGCACUCCAAACCAUUUUGACCUUUUGUUAAAUUAAUUUUUAGUUUAAUCUUUGCUUGUGAGUGGGCAGCUAAAGUACAGUUCUAGUUAGAGCUUUUUUGUUAAAACCUGAUUUUUGUUAAUUACAGUUCUUGGGAGUUUUUUUUUGUUUUCUUUCUCUUUUUUUGGAAACGGAGUUUUUGAAACAUUUGAUGUGUUAAAGUCUUUAGAGGUCAGAAUGAGUCUGACUCCACUGGACUGCACUCACAAAUGCCGCUCACUGCAGCAUGCACAGAACAUAGUGGCGGCACUGACCAAUGGCUCUGAUGGACAGUUACGGGCUUUCUUGUCUGCAUACUGUCAUAAUUCGAACAUCUUGCGGGAUGACUUUGGCCGUACAUCGCUGCAUAUGGUGGCCUCUCUGGGUAAAAAAGCCUUGCUGGAGUGGCUGCUGGAAAAUAAGUAUGGUGACCUGACAGUGAAAGACAAGGAAUCUGGAUGGACUCCUCUGCAUCGCAGCGCCUUCUAUGGACACAUCCAUUGUCUCAUCCCACUAGUCAAGCAUGGUGGACUUCUCUCCACCCAAGACAAGGAGGGUCUGUCUGUACUCGACCUUACAAUGAAGGACCGACCAGCACAUGUUGUGUUCAAAAACACUGAUCCAACUGAAGUCUACACAUGGGGGAAUAAUGCUAAUUUUACUCUGGGCCAUGGUAAUCAGGAGAGCCGACAGCACCCUGAGAUUGUGGAUGUGUUUGCAAGGACAGGAGUUUACAUAAAGCAGGUGGUUCUGUGUAAGUUCCAUUCUGUGUUCCUGUCCCAGAAAGGACAGGUGUACACAUGUGGACAUGGACAGGGAGGACGCCUUGGUCAUGGAGAUGAGCAGACAUAUCUGGUUCCUCGGCUGGUGGAGGGUCUCAUGUCCCACCACUGCUCCCAGGUAGCAGCGGCUAAAGACCACACUGUGGUUCUUACUGAGGAAGGAUAUGUCUUUACAUUUGGCCUCAACACUUUCUACCAGCUUGGCCUGGGACCUCCUCCUGUCUCAGUACAUGUCCCUAAACAGGUGUUCUCCAGGAUGCUCAAAGGAAAGACUGCGAUUGGAGUCGCAGCAGGAAGGUUCCACACAGUGCUGUGGACGAGGGAAGCUGUCUAUACAGUGGGACUGAAUGGAGGCCAGCUGGGUUACCUCUUGGAUCCUAAUGGUGAGAAGUGUGUGACGGCCCUCAGGCAGGUAUCAGCUCUGCACCACAAAGAUGUUACCAUUGCCAUGGCGGCAGCUAGUGAUGCAGCAACAGUAGCGGUGACAGAGAAGGGUGAUGUCUACUUGCUGGCUGACUUCCAGUGCAAGAAGAUUGCUUCAAGACUGCUCAACAUCAGGAAGGUUGUGGUGAGUGGUGGCUGUCUGGACCACCGUGUAGAUCCACAAGUCCUGAAUGCUGGAGGAGGGGAGAAGGCAGUCAUACUGGCAUUGGAUGAAGCAGGCAGGGUGUUUUGCUGGCGUUCGUCAGGCACUUCAGCAAGGCAGUGCCGGUGGGCGUACGGACGUCAGGUUUUCAUGUCGGACAUAGCUCUCAGUGAGAACAGCAUGAUGUUUGUGACUCAGGAGGGGGAGGGCUUCAGCGGAGCGUGGGCUGGAGAGUAUAAAAAGUAUAGUGACAAGAAAGAAGUCAAUGUGGAGAAUCCCAGCCAUUCAGACGGUGUGACACAAUACGAACGGAUCCGCUUGGAAAAACUUGCUUCCAUCCACAGAGCUGUCAGCAUCACUGUGGACUCUAAAGGGCUAAAUUUUGGAGUGCUUCAGUCUGACCCCAAAACCAGUUUGUAUGAGAUCCCCAGUAUCUCUCCUUCCUCCUUCUCCCAACACUUCCGGAGCCUCCUGGAAGAGGCCGAUGAAACAGACAGCAUUCACGAUGUGACUCUUCAGGCAGCUGAUCGCACUUUCCCGGCUCACAAGUAUGUUCUGUCCAUGAGGUCUGAUUUUUUCCGGAAGCAGUUCAUGACCACGAACUGCAAGGUUGAUGAGGAAAUCGAUUCAGACGUGAAGAAGAGCGAAGACGCGGUCGGUUGCACUCUACUCACUUUUGAAAAGAUCCCAGCGGAUAUGUUGGAAUACGCCCUCAACUUCAUUUAUACCGACUCAUGUGAGUUGCUGGUGAAUGGAGCACAGCCAAGAGUGUCGGGGUACUUCACAAGACAAAACCAAGACUCAGAGCAGGAGAGGCUUAUCACUAGCCUUCAGGACUUGGACCUAAAACGUUGCUCAGCCCUCGAAGUCUACCGCUCCCUCCCCAAUGCAGCCAAAGGAGUUGGUGACAAAGCCAAGAGCAAGGGAUCCAAAUCUGGCAGGAAGAGUAAAGGAGGCAAAGGUGACAGGGCAGGAGCCAAUGAAGGAGGAGCCAACCCUGUGAAAACCCUUCAGGGGGUUGCAAAGAUGCUGGGCCUGGGAAGCCUGUCUGCACAACUUGAUGGGGUCAAAUAUGAACAUGGAAAAAUUAUAGUCACACACAAAAAACAAGGCAACAAGCCCAAAUUCUGCCAAAGGAAGUGCUCCUACCUUUGUGAUGUAACUCUUAAAUCUGAAGAUGGUAAAGAAUUUCCCUGUCACAAAAGUGUCCUCUGUGCCAGACUGGAAUAUUUUAACAGUAUGCUAGGAAACCCCUGGAUUGAGGCGUCGUCCUGUAAUGCACUGGAAUUGCCCAUCAGCUCUGAGAUUCUGCAGGUCAUUCUGGAGUACAUUUACACAGAUGAGUGUCCCACCAUUAAAGAGUGUCUGAAAGUAGAGUUUGUGUGCAGUGUUCUGGUCGUGGCCGACCAGUUGCUCAUCACACGACUGAAAGAAAUGUGUGAGGUGGUCAUCACUGAACACUUGACUUUGAAAAAUGCUGCAGUGCUGCUGGAGUUUGCUGCCUUGUACAACGCAGAGCAGCUUAAACUCUCCUGUCUCCAGUUUAUUGGGCUCAAUAUUACAGCACUGCUGGAAUCCAAAGCUCUGGAUAUUCUCAGUGAUGAGGUGCUGCUGGAUGUAUCUGCAGCGUACAGACAGAUGGUUCCAGCCAUGCAGAAAAGAAUCAUCACUCCGUACCACGGUGCUCCUGACCUCAGCUUUUAUGUUCAUGAGGAUUUGGACUCAGCUUUUAACCUUAAACCAGAUUCAGGACUGGAUCAAUCUUCCAGAGAUGUUCUUUUCAAGAAAGCAAAGAUAAAGGCCAAAAAGAAACCAAGGCGUCGAUCUGACAGCUCAGGGGGUUACAUUCUCUCUGAAAUCAUCCAGAGCCCCACAGUUACAGUGGGGUCUCAGCGCCUGAUGAAGUCAGACAAGGCCAACUCCACUGAGUCCCUGCAGGAGCUGCUCACAUCAGACUCCGAGGGCAGCUGCAUGGGUCUGGGCAGUCCUCGGGAGAUGCAGUCACCUGUGUUCACCGAGAGAGCAGAGGAUGAAAAAUCCUUCAGUCAGAGGCUGAAGACUCCACCUAACACACCGACUUCUCACAGAAAUGGUCUGCUUACUCCCCCCAGAUCUGCUUCACAAACUAUUCACAAUGCCCAGCCCUGUCCAGCUCUUCCAACACCAGUGUUGGAUCUGAGAACCAUCAUGGACAUGGAAGCAAACUCUCAGCUGCCUCUCGGAGCGACUCCUAAAAGCCCUGGAAGUGUCAGCUCCAGUAUCAAACACUCCCCAGUUACCACUAAACUGUCCCAGAAGCAGAGAAAGAUGCUGGCCUUGGCCAGCAAGGAGGCCAAUGUAGAGGCCACAGCAUCCAAACCUACCCCUACAGUUACCCCAUCCAAGAGCACCGGGAAGGCCUGGGCACUAGCUGUACAGUCUCCUCCCUCUUCCUGCUCAUUCCGGGCACUCCUGGAGGAGGAGAAGUGCCUGAUCAGACUUGGACAAACUGGAACACAGAGGAGCCAUGGUCCUCCAGCUUCACCUGUUACCCCCACUGUCUCUGCUGCCCGCAGGGUCACGUUCAAAUGUGAAAGCAACCAGACAGAGAAGGUCACUGGGCCCUGGGUCCUGGGGGCAACAAGUGGCCCUCCCCCUUGCUCCCUGCUGACCUUUGCUGCCAUCGUAGAGGAGGAGAAGCAGCAGGAAGCGGCGCUGAUCCGUAGCCGAGAGAAGCCUCUGGCUCUUAUUCAGAUUGAAGAGCGAGCCAUCCAAGACCUCCUGCUUCAUUAUAAGGCACAUGACAACCCUGAUGAGCUGAUAGUGGUGGAGAGGUCCUCCAAGGGUCCCAUGGCAGUCCCAACCUGGAACAAACAUUGACUAUUUAGCACGGCAGCCACUACAUACCAUAGACGUGAGAACAUCCCCUGGAGGCAAUUGCAGUGAGUCUGUUGCAGAUUUCCUUUAACUGUCAUCAGGUCCAUCGGUCCGUGUUAUGAUCAGUUCAAAAUGAAGCAUAUCUGAGGAGAAGUCCAAGCUUCCCUCUGCAGUGUUACUCUUACUUCUCUUUUUGUUGCUGCUCAACAUUGUGUUUGCGUGCACAACUGGGUGAGCGAUUGUUCUCAAAUGUGGUCAUGAAGGACAUUUUUGCAGCUGGGGCAACUUAUGCAUGUGUGUUUUCUUUUGUUGGCUUUGUGCCCAAGUUUAAAAAGAAAACAUAACUCUGCCACAUAACAAAUAUUAAUUUGUGAUGAUAAAUUUGCCAAAUGAGAGAUUUAAAAUCCAAACAAAUGGGUCCAAACUAGAUCAAUUUCAUUGUGUUCAACUAACAGACGCUCCUGUAAUUGUGUUUUAAAACAGUGCCAACUGCUGUGAAUCGGGCGUGUGGUCAUUUUCAUGGUACAUUUGUUUUUCCCUGAUGGUAUAAUUAUUAUUAGUAGUAUAAGUUUUGCUUCAGCUGAGUUGCAGUGGCAUGUUGAUCUUGACGUAUUCUCUAAGAAUACACGUUGAACAUAUUCAAUGUAGUCGAAGUGAAUGGGGAGACGGCUCAGUACAGUGGAACAAAUCUCCAAUAUAAAAGAAGUGAUUUGCCGAAACACAACAUUAUAAACCUCACAGAUUCUCCAUAAAGUCUAAAUAUUUUUCCCAUUUUAAUUUCAAUCGGUUGUUAUCCCGUCACAUUUUUUACUGGAUAUAGUAAAAACGUCCUAAGAUGCUCAGAUCUGGACCACGUCAUUGUUUUUGAACGUGUGGGUAACACAUAGGAGAGAUGAAGAGAAAAUGGCAUGCAAUAAAAUAUAUCAUCUGUGCAAUAA